Messenger RNA from Saccostrea echinata, 3114 nucleotides. RefSeq lists its product as uncharacterized. Bases 362 to 949 code for a protein of 195 amino acids. The transcript has 5 exons. The record is from RefSeq and is a predicted model, not a curated record. Lineage: Eukaryota; Metazoa; Mollusca; Bivalvia; Ostreida; Ostreidae.
CAGCCGGGUCGAUACUCUCACUUGUCGCCUGAUACCUAUACACGGAGCAAUAGGUAGAGCGUACCAUAAUUAUUCUUCUCCCUUGAAUGGUACUACACAAUAGACGCUCGAGAAUACAGAAACCACAGAAUCCCAAACAAAAGUCUUAACUACUGACAAUUCCUACCUAAUAUAUAGAAAUUUAUCUCAGAACAAAUCAGGAGCAACGAGCGUUGGAAGCUUUCGCCAUAUAUUGAUUGAGGAGGAGCGUAGUCCCCCGUCCAGAUGUUACUGUCCAGUGUCUUUGGGUCCUCCAUAAGAAACUACGACAGAUAGAGAAAAAAGAUGGAUUAGCAGGGCCGGGACAUAUCUCGUUGUCACUAUGCGUCCCGCGGUAUAUGCCAGUGUGGUCCGCAAUAGGCACAAGUCACGCGGGGACCGCACCCAUCGAAUACAGCCCCACGGCUUCUCCAUGAGAAGACUUUUAGCCAUGGUUUUUGUAGGUGCUAUACUUCUUGCUCCAGGUUUGACCUUGACCGUCCUUGGCCUAGAUGAUACAAAAGAUGAAAAUGAACGAGUUGCUCAAUCUGAAAGAGUCCUUUAUAAAGUGCUUGGUCCGAUAUCCUGUGCUGUGGGUAGUUUUAUUCUGGUGGCUGCUGUCUUCUACUACUUCUGUUACGGAUUGGCUGACCAGUCACGUCGCCAAAGACAUUCAUCUUCAAAAUCAAAUACAAGUCAUCAUGGUUUAACGGCGUACUCCAGUGUUAACAGCGACAGACCGCAGGAAAACCAGGACCUUCCGCUAAACUCCUCCAGCAAAAGCAGACGACACUCCUCUCAUACGUCAUUACAUCGUCAUCACCAUCAGGAAAAAGAGGCUGGAUCUGGUCAGGAGAAAACCCAAAGGUCUCCAGAAGAAAUGGAAAUCAAUGUGGCGACAGGCACUGAGGAAGACAUGCAGUCUCGAUAGGAGCAAGAGAGUAUUCCUGAUCCUCCGUCAUGUAGCAAUUGUCUGAAAACAAAACAAUCAGAAAUUCUCACAGGGAUAUUUAUAUAAAACCGUCACCUUAUUCUCAACGGACGCAUGUGGAGAAAAAGACUCUCGUCUAAGGAAUGAUGUUUUUUAUGCUUGACUAUACAGUCUACAAAGUGGCCUUGGUGAACAAAAAAUGGCCUUCGGUUUAACGAAGUCCUCACAUGUGAACCAAAGAAUUGGCGUUUUUACUUUAUAGGACGAUAUUGAUAUCUACAUUAGAGAAAUAUGUGUAUAUUAACUGUAUUUAUACAUAGGUUUAAUAUCAACAUAAUUUUUUUAGGUUUCUUGUAACCUUGCACAUAUCAGUUUUGUUAAGUUAAAGUUUUGUAUGGGUUUCAGUGUCAUUGUGAAAUCCUUAUUGCCCAAUAUUUCAUAUUGAAUAAUACUAGAAUAAUAAUUUUCUAAAUCUUUGACUACAUAUAUAUUUGAAACAUUGAUUCUUUGUACAGUAAUUUGGUACAGGCCUAAGUACUUAUCGCCGUAUCAAAACGUAUGUCCGCCGAAGGCACAUGUCCAAUCUAGAUAUUACAUGUAUUUUUUUUCUGCAUAACUAGUCACUGUGAACAAUGUCAUAUUUCAAAAGUAUUAAUUCUGUUUUAAAUCCAUUCUAUCAUUUCAAAAAACUCAAUAUCCAGCUUCAUCUUGUAAAACUCUAUUUUCCUACUUCGUUAGUUCUGUUAAUAUGGUGUGAAAAAUCAUGAUUCUCUGCUAAAAUCAAUUGCGCAUAUGUAUCAUGUUGUAAAUUUUGAAUUUAAUUACUAGGGGGAGGCAUCAAAGAAAGUAACAAUUACAGAGCUCUUACAACAUAUAGUAAUUUAUUUAAAAUCGAUCAUUACUUUCGUCAUAAAAAUAUCAACAAUUCGGUUUACAAUUUUGUAUGUAAAUUCUGAGUCGUUGAAAUGGAAAUGUGGCUCACAAUCUUUUCUUCUUUAGAGAAGUAGAUACGUGGAUAUAGGCGAAAGCCUUACCACUUCUCGUAAGAGAAUAGGCAGUCUCUAAAUUGUGUCGCAUACAUAAGUGAACGAGACUGAUAUAUAAGCCCCAGAAACCCAUCGUUCUGACCAAAAUAAAAAAAAAUGCAGGUUAAUUGUAAUGCCACAGGAUGACAUUUGUAAAUGCCAAGGGCUCUCGAGUUUGAUGUUUUGUGUUAGCUCUGUGCACUGUAAUACAUACCGUCUAUUAUUUUAUUGUCGGCCAGGGACCACCAUGACAAGGUGCUAAAUGAUGUAACAGGAGCCGAGAACAUCGCUAGAAGCUGCUUUCUCCACGUCUCCUUUUGCUGGUUGACUUUAUAAUGAAAUUGCAUUUUACUUUUUUCUAAUUAAUGUAAAUUAAAUGUAUGAUGUUUGCAAAAAAAUUAGUAUGUACAAUUUUUGUAAAACCUUACAGAACUUUUACAUUCUUAAAGCAUUUAAAAAAAAUGUUCAAGACAUGAUGAACCUUUAAGAACAAGGGAUAUCCCCCCCCCCCCCCCCAAACACACACUCCUUGACCAUUUGACUUUUUGUUAUAGAAAGUGUUAGUUUCGUAUUUUUCCAUGUUCAAAUACAACUUAAAUAUUCUCUAAACAAUAUUAAUAUCAGAAAUAAAGAAAAUAUAAUACUCUUGAAAACAUCACAACAGGAUAUACAUAUUCAUCUGCAAUCAUUGGAACCUCGUACUCAAAGCACCAAGCUAUAGCGCACUGUUCUAAUUACUAUCAGAUCUGUUGAGAAGUGGACAGGUUUUUGCCUUCAUGUGGAUGAAGACAAAAAAAGCUGUCCACUUCUCUAAGGAGAAUAUGUUCCAAUAUUUCGCUAAUAUAAUUUAUAAAUUUUAAGUCGAUUUUCUAUAUGUCACUGAUCACAUCCGCCAUGUUUUUUUUUUCUCUCCACGUUUGCAUUUUCGACACAGGGUAUUAUAAACGAUCUCUCAAAUUUUGAGUGUUAUACUAGUAUACAAAGGGUCAUUGCACGACAUAACGAAAGAAUCUGAGCUUUUGGGAGUACAUUAAAGCGCUCUCUUUUGUUGUGACAGUCAAUUCAAUAUUGUUUUAAGUUUAAUCUUUUAAUACUGCCUUUGUAUGUCAAAAACUAAUAUUUUAUUGUGAAUAAAACACA